Molecule: messenger RNA, 1005 nt
Organism: Orycteropus afer afer
Lineage: Eukaryota; Metazoa; Chordata; Mammalia; Tubulidentata; Orycteropodidae
Gene: GPR65
Product: G protein-coupled receptor 65
Exons: 1
Coding region: 1-1005 (334 amino acids)
Biological process (GO): G protein-coupled receptor signaling pathway
Cellular component (GO): membrane
Molecular function (GO): G protein-coupled receptor activity
Source: RefSeq, a predicted model, not a curated record
AUGAACAGCACAUGUAUUGAAGAACAGCAUGACCUGGACCACUAUCUGUUUCCAAUUGUUUACAUCUUUGUGGUUAUAAUCAGCAUUCCAGCCAAUAUUGGAUCUCUAUGUGUGUCUUUUCUGCAGGCAAAGAAGGACAAUGAACUAGGAAUUUACCUUUUCAGUUUAUCACUCUCAGAUUUGCUGUAUGCGUUAACUCUCCCUCUAUGGAUUAAUUACACUUGGAACAAAGACAACUGGACUCUGUCCUCCACUUUGUGCAAGGGGAGCGCCUACUUGAUGUACAUGAACUUUUACAGCAGCACAGGUUUCCUCACCUGCAUCUCUCUCGAUCGAUAUUUAGCAGUUGUCUACCCACUGAAGUUUUCUUAUCUGAGGACAAGGAGAUUUGCAUUCAUGGUCAGCCUCAUCAUUUGGGUUUUGGAAUCAAUCUUCAAUGCAGUCAUGUUGUGGGAAGAGGAAAUCACAGUUGAAUAUUGUGAUGUCAGAAAGUCUAAUUUUACUUUGUGCUAUGACAAAUACCCUUUGGAGAAAUGGCAAAUUAGUCUCAACUUGUUCAGGACGUGUGCCUGCUAUGCAAUCCCUUUGGUCAUCAUCCUGUUUUGCAACCAGAAGGUCUACAAAGCCGUGCAGCACAAUAAAGCCACAGAAGAAAGCGAAAAGAAGAGAAUAAUAAAACUGCUGGUGGGCAUCACGCUGACUUUUGUCUUGUGCUUUACUCCCUUCCAUGUGAUGCUGCUGAUCCGCAGCAUGCUAGAGGGUGACGUGAACUUUGUCAAGUCUGGGAAGCACACUUACAAAAUAUAUAGAAUCACGGUCGCAUUAACAAGUUUAAAUUGUAUUGCUGAUCCAAUUCUGUACUGUUUUGUAACUGAAACUGGGAGGUCUGAUAUGUGGAAUGUAUUAAAAUUCUGCACUGGGAAGUUUAAUAAAGCACAAAGACAAAGAAAAAGUAUACUUACCAUGUCUACAAAAGAUACUGUGGAGUUAGAGGUCCUGGAAUAG